Molecule: messenger RNA, 952 nt
Organism: Plodia interpunctella (Indianmeal moth)
Lineage: Eukaryota; Metazoa; Arthropoda; Insecta; Lepidoptera; Pyralidae
Exons: 4
Coding region: 231-887 (218 amino acids)
Biological process (GO): mitochondrial respiratory chain complex I assembly
Cellular component (GO): mitochondrion
Source: RefSeq, a predicted model, not a curated record
GUUGCAACAGCACACAACAGCUGGUGCCUUGCUGAAUGCACUAUUGAACCUAGGUAUCUACUUCUACCUAAUUUGUUACCUACAUAACAGAAUUUGUUUUAAAAAGUAUAUUUGUAUUUAAGGCUUUUGGUUUUUAGUUGAAUUAAAUAAAUGAAAAUAUAAUAGUCUGAAAAAAAUAAAUAUAUAAUUAAAAACUUCUACGUUGGAUUUCGCUGAUAAAUAGAACGAUCAUGGCUCUUAUGAGAUCUAAAGAAAUACCGGAAGAUGCGGUUGUUUUAGAUGAAGUAGACGCUGUUUCAUACGCUUGGGAAGUCGUAUCAAAUUGGGAAUCUAUCUCUGACACAUGGGCCCUUAAAUAUGGACCUCCUAUACUCGGAGGAAUUAAUGCAAUUGCAGGGAUUAUAAUAAAUAACCAUUACAGAACCAAAUUGAAACUGGGAACAUACGGGUUUUAUUCAUCUGUUAUCCCCAUAACUUUAAUGCCUGGCAUUUUAACAACAUUAUUCCAUAGGCAUAUUAUAUCAUCAAAAAUACUGAUAAUGAAAUCUGAUUGCCCCAUUUGCUAUGAAAUGCGGUCAGCAGGAAUUCAGCUUGGACUUGGGUUAGCAUAUCCAAUGAUUUUAGCUCCUGCAUCAGCUAUGAUGUUUGCAAACAGAUAUGCAACAUACAGAUUACCAGAUUUGACAUUUGAUGGACCCAAAAAAGUGUUCCAGUUGGUAAGAAAUAUUACAAGACCAUUUUAUGGAACAGUAGUCACACUGUCUGUUUGUCAGUUUAUUGCAUCUUCUCUUGUCACAUUUUUUGAGCUGAAGAACAACUUUGCACUGAGAAAGAAAUUGAUAGAAUUGGAAAAUCAAUUGUUAGUACAAAAUGAAGACUCAAUAUAAAUGUUAUGUUUGAUUGAAUUGUAAAUAUAUAAAUAUAUGGUAAUAAACUAGUUUUAGAUGUGCAA